Molecule: messenger RNA, 3012 nt
Organism: Cryptomeria japonica (Japanese cedar)
Lineage: Eukaryota; Viridiplantae; Streptophyta; Pinopsida; Cupressales; Cupressaceae
Product: pentatricopeptide repeat-containing protein At2g15980
Exons: 3
Coding region: 524-2236 (570 amino acids)
Molecular function (GO): protein binding
Source: RefSeq, a predicted model, not a curated record
AUGAAUUUUAACGUCCACAAGACCAAGAAUAGCCAUGGUACAGAAAUCAGUGUUUUGGGUUCCCGUAGGGAACAAACUUCAGAAUCAAAUUGCAGGCACCUCACAUCAGGAAGUACAGCGUUGUGAGGAACGCCAAAUUGCUACACCUACCACAGUUUCCAAGUGCCAUUAGUCUGCAGAAUGUUCAAGACAAAUUUCCAAAUCUAGGAAAGUGUAAAGAACACACCUUUUACAGGGGCAUCAACAGAGCAAGCAUAGACAUUUCGAAGAAAGUUUUCUUGGAGAGAAGAAUGUGAGUAAUAUUACAACCUAGGGCAUGCACCCAUAUGCGAAGUUCAAGGGUUUUAGUAAUAUGAAAACCUAGUCACUUACACCCAGAUGCUUGCUUCUGAAUUUGGAAGAAUAACUUUUAUAUACUUCCAUAAGCAUCUUUGACGUUGUUGAAGAACACCUAAGAAUCUGUGAUUCUAGAUCUGUAUAAUGUCCAAAUCUUAUGAGUUUUAGAGAAUAUUUGUAGUGGCAGAUGAUGAUAAAAAUGAGUUUGAGAAGCAGGGGUAUGAACAUGGUUUCGAUGGAAAUAAGCCCAAAGUUGGAGCAAAUGAACUUUUGCAGACUGAUAAACCAAGGAGGAAGCACUGGAUUGCCUGAUUUACGAGCAAGAGUCACAUCAGUAGUGACAGAUUCAGGACUUGCAGGAGGGGAGGAGCUGAUAUUGCAACAUGAUAAUCAGCAAGGGGAAAGAUACAUAAGAAGAAUACAAGAAAAGUCCGAAACUAUAGAAACUGAACAACCCAAAAGUCUGAAUUUCAGGGAAGAAGAAGAAUUAAUCAACAAUGUAUGCACGGUGUUGAGAGAGCAUCAUUCCAAGAGUCGGUGGAAUUAUCUAAAAAAAAUGUAUCCCCAAGGACUGACUACAGAGCAAGUGAUUCGUGUUUUGAUUAAGAUAAGAAACAAAGCUCAUCUGGCUCUCAGUUUUUUUGAAUGGGCAGGAAAGCAACAGGGUUUCCGGCACACUAUACAAACUUACUGUACAAUCAUUCAUAUAAUUGCAAAAGCAAGAAUGAUUCGGGAUGCACAGGCCCUUAUGCAGAAGGUUUUGGUCGAAGAAUGUAAGUCUGAAAAUGCAGAUUCCCAGGCGUUUGAAGUUCUUGUCAAGACUUAUAGAGCUUGCAAUUCGUGCCCUGCUGUAUUUGACAUGCUAAUCAAGGCAUAUAUGCAGGCAAGAAGGAUUGAUCAGGCUAUCGACAUGUUUCAUUGCCUUAAGCGUCAUUCAUUUCUUCCUACAGUGAGCACUUGUAACAAACUGCUUCAUUCUGUGGCAAUGUGGAGUGCAUCAGGUGAAUGUUUAGAAUUAUACAGGGAGAUGCUUGCGAGCAAAAUCAUUCCUAAUAUUCAAACUUUUAACACACUGAUGCUGGGACUCUGUAGAGAUAACGAGUUGAAGCUUGCACAGGAGAUAUUUGCUGAAAUGAAAGAGGCGGGCUGUUCUGCAAGCCUAUUCAGUUACAAUAUUCUAAUAGAUGGACUUUGCGGCACAGGAAACAUCCAUGAUGCUAUGAUUCUUUGGGAUGAAAUGAAACAGAACGGCCUUAUACCAGAUAUUGUUUCCUACAAUACCCUGAUUAGUGGACUCUGCAAGAACAACAAGAUGCAAGAAGCAGACGUUCUUUUACACCAAAUAUUUGAGGAGAACUUGGUUCCCACUCGCCUCACUUACUGCACUCUCAUUGCUGGACAUUGUAAAAAUGACAACAUAGAGGAAAGCAUGGUGCUUUAUGAUGAAAUGACCCGAUAUGGUCUUGUUCCCGAUGCUGCCACAUAUGGUAAAAUCAUUGAAAAAUUAUUCAUGAAAAGCAAGAUGGAUGAUGCAAUCAAAUUCUUGCAAGACAUAUCAAAUAGGGGUUUUAAGCAAUCUCAUUCUACUUACAGGAGUAUGAUUUUGGGAUAUUGCCAUCAGGGUGAUUUGGAAGAAGCAUUGAAGGUACAAGAUGAAAUGGCAAAGAUGGGUUUUGAGCCUGAUAUUGGAACAUACAAUGCGUUCAUUGAAGCAUUUUGUAAAAAAGGAGAAAGCACAAAUGCUUACCAACUCAUACAGGAAAUAUUAGAAAUUGGACUGGUUCCAGAUAAUGCUACUUACAAGAUAGUUAUUGAUGCACUUAUGGCAGAUGGCAACAUGGAUGGCGCUUUGAAUCUGAAGAAUCAAAUGCUUGAAAACAAACCUGAAGAUAAUUUUUGAACUAAAAGAAUUCAUAGGGUAGGUAGAAAACACAGGAAGCUGAUGUGGAAAAUCAUGGUGAAAAAAGUAGCUGUCUGAUGGAUUUGUGGCUCCAUAUGGUGAUUUAAAAAAAAGCACAACACCAAGAAAGAUACUUGAGGGAGGCUUUGAGAUCACCUAAGAAAGGUACUCUGUAUAAUUUGAAGAAAUUGAAAGUCAAAAUACAUAUAUAUAGAGUUAGAAAUGCAUUUUACAUUGCAUCAAAGAUCAUGAUAAUUACAUCAGCUUGGCAACAAAAAUAACCUGGAAAUAUUUGCCCUAUGAACUCCAGAAAAUUUGGAAUGUUAAGCCUGUGCCCAGAGAGACAGAUUCAAUAUCUCUAUGAAAACUAACAUGCUUAUCUUUGAUCAGCAUAAGGUACAUAAUUAUUAUCUUCCACAGGAAACCAAUGGUAGAGAGUCAAUUUCUUCAUUUCACAUCAACCAUAUAAAGAACCCACUAUACUAUUCUUGACUUGAUGCCAAACCUUGGUGAAGCAAAUUUUCUACAUACUUCGAUGACCUUCUGGCAGAUCUUAACAAAUUCCACAUUUGAAUGUCUUGGUUCUUUCUCUGCUUUCUUAUACUUCACAAAUUAUAACAAUGUUUAGCUAAGGUUCAAGUAAUGAUGUUGAAGGUUGUUCGUUGCAGAUGCAACCUUCCUUAAAAUUCUAAUUGGUGGGAGAACCAGAAGUUGUUAACUAUUGUACAAGUUUAUGAAAGAAAAAUACCACAUCCGUGUUCGACUGUUUUGUUUAA